Penicillium mononematosum is the source of this 240-nucleotide messenger RNA. RefSeq lists its product as uncharacterized. Bases 1 to 240 code for a protein of 79 amino acids. Lineage: Eukaryota; Fungi; Ascomycota; Eurotiomycetes; Eurotiales; Aspergillaceae. The transcript is spliced from 2 exons. The record is from RefSeq and is a predicted model, not a curated record.
AUGCCUCCCACCGAAAGUCCAACCCCGUCGCCUGUGAGUAUGCAUAUGUUAUCAUUGGAGCUAAUCAUAUCACUGAUACAACCUCACACCGCGCAAUCUCCUAAGCAUGCCUCGCCCCUCAGGCUACAGGCGAACAGCGGUGCCCUACCACCACUGAGUAGUUUACCGUCCCCGCGGGCUGGACCACCGAGCUAUCAAGACCUGAGAUCCGCUGCGAGUGGUAAGGAAAUGGAUCGCUAG